Molecule: messenger RNA, 1327 nt
Organism: Erigeron canadensis
Lineage: Eukaryota; Viridiplantae; Streptophyta; Magnoliopsida; Asterales; Asteraceae
Product: protein trichome birefringence-like 39
Exons: 5
Coding region: 125-1192 (355 amino acids)
Cellular component (GO): Golgi apparatus
Molecular function (GO): O-acetyltransferase activity
Source: RefSeq, a predicted model, not a curated record
UAUUGUACCAAUAAGAUGACACAUUUGAUCUCCUUUCUCCCCUGUUUUUUUCCAUGUUUUCACAGUUAUAUAUAUACAUAAACAUACUAGUACAACAGAACCAAUUUGGAUCAAAAACCAAGAAAUGGGAUCUCUGUCUAGGUCAUUAUUAUACUUGUCAUUGUUUUUGUUUUUUAAUAAGACAAAUGCCACUUCUUCUUUUCUUAAUGCUUCUAAGGCCACUUCCUGCAAUUUAUUCAAAGGCAAAUGGGUCUAUGAUCCAUCUUACCCUCUUUACAACCCUGCUACUUGUCCUUUCAUGGAUCCUGAAUUCGAUUGUAUAAAGUACAAUAGACCCGAUAAAUCAUAUCUUAAGUACAGAUGGCAGCCAUUCGGGUGUAACCUCCCAAGGUUUAAUGGGGCAGAAUUUUUGCUAAAAUGGAGAGGGAAGAAGAUUAUGUUUGUGGGUGACUCAUUGAGUUUCAAUAUGUGGAUCUCACUUAGCUGCAUGAUUCAUUCAUGGGUGCCUAAUGUUAAGUAUACAAUUGUAAAAACUGGAGGAAGUAUUCUUACUGAUCUUACGUUUCAGGAUUACGGACUAACACUAUCGGUUUAUCGUACAACUACCAUAGUUGACAUUGUUAACGGAAAAGCUGGUAGUGUAUUACAACUAGACUCUAUCCGUCAAGGGAACGCUUGGAAGGGAAAAGACAUGUUAAUAUUCAACUCGUGGCAUUGGUGGACACACACUGGACGUGACCAACCGUGGGAUUACAUUGGAGAAGGAGGGAAACUGUACAAAGAUAUGAACAGGCUCGUAGCGUAUUAUAAAGGAAUGACAACAUGGUCGAGAUGGGUCAAUCGCUUCGUUGACCCUUCCAAAACCAAAGUUUUUUUCCAAGGAAUUUCCCCUGUCCAUUAUGAGGGAAAGGACUGGAAUGCACCAUCCAGAUCAUGUAAGAGUGAAACCCAACCAUUCUUCGGUUUAAGGUAUCCUGCCGGCACACCAAUGGCGUCUGUUGUACUUAAUAAAGUGUUGGCACGAGUUAAGAAACCCGUAUACUUGCUAGACAUCACGACACUUUCCCAAUACCGGAAGGAUGCUCACCCAACUUACUAUAGUGGCAAUCAUAUUGGUCUAGAUUGUAGCCAUUGGUGCCUUCCCGGCUUGCCAGAUACAUGGAAUGUGCUUCUUAAUGCAGCAUUAAGCUGACGAGAAUAUUGAUUUUAGAGUAGAAUUUCUUUGUAUACAAACAAAAUAAUACAAAGAUGUCCUGCAUUAACAUAACAUGGUUGUAUAAUACAAACAUAGUAUGCUUGUUCUGGACGCGUAUGAUUCGUUUGUUUA